AUGUCAAAUAAUAACCGAAAUCAUUUAUCAAGAACAUACUCUAAUACUUCAACAAUUGCCACUAUUACUGUAAAGGCAGGGAAAACACUCGGAAGGAAAACUAGGGAUAUCAUUAAUAAAACAUCUAAGAAGUGUUUUAUUUUGAAGAAAUAUUUAUUCAAGAAUUUUAUAAUGAUCCAUUACUUUUAUAUCAUCACAAAUACACUUAUUGGUUCUAUUCUAAUAUAUCCUGUGGGAAAUAUACGAUAUAUUGAUGCUUUAUUCAUGGCAGGCUCGUCUGCAACUCAAGGGGGCUUAAAUACAGUAGAUUUGAAUAUGUUAACUACUUACCAGCAAAUAAUAAUAUAUUUAAUUUGCUUUUUCUGCUCAUCAAUAUUUAUUCAUUCAAUAUUGGCUUCAGUUAGAUUAUAUUGGUUCGAAAGACAUUUUGAUGGAAUUGAAGAUUACUCCAAACAAAAUUUUAAGAUGAGAAGAACAAGAAGCCUACUAGAGAAAGAAUUAUCAAAAACUCAGCAAUAUCAAAAAGCUACGAAUAAAAAUCAGAAUACUUUUCAUGAAAAUCUCUUUAGUGGAACAUUUAUUAAUAGAGAUUCUCCAUUGAUGUUAUCUGCUACAACUUCACUUGAAUAUCAAGAAAGUCAGAGCACUUCGAACAGUAUUUCUUAUUCAGAUUCAAAUACAGAAAACAGUUACCUUGACAACAUACUCUUUUACAAAGGUAAAAAUAGCCAAAGAAAUGAUAUUAAAGAUAUUAAAACAUAUAAAAAUAUCAAAACGUUAAGAAUUCUUCAAAAACUGAAUAUGUACAAUAAAAGAAAGUUUUCAAGUUUAAAAAAAAUGAAGCUUCAACAUUUCUCACCAAAUAAGAUAAAAAGUUAUAAUAAAAAAUGUUUCCGAAAUUUAAGUUUUCAAAAGAAUAAUUUUUAUCUUGUAAAAAAUUAUUUGACCUAUAUUUAUUAUCGAAGAAGUAUAAGAAGAGAUCUUGAUUUGGUUUUGAAUAAUGAACAGGGAUCUGUAAGUAGUCAAUCCGAUACAACUUUGUCAACCUUUCAAAGGGAACUGGCGGAAGAUGAAACUAUAAUAUUACCUUCACCUAACGAAAUUAACCCAAUUAAUGCAGAUAUAUCCACCCUUAAAAAAAAUCCAACUACCAUUAGGUUUGAAAUUACUAAACCUCAAAUGAAAGGAGCCUUAAAACAAGAAAAAAAAGCAAGCAAUUCAUAUAAAAAUGAUGAGAAUAUAACUGCCCUUCAAAGGUUUAAAUCGUCAUUUACAAAUGAAAAAUACCUGGGCACUAAAAUCAAUGUCUGGAAAGAUGGACAUACAGAACGUAGUUUUCUUACUUUAUUAGAAAAAACUAAUAAAAGAAGCAAACAACGAAGGAAUAAUGAACAAAGUUAUGAUGAACCUCUCAGUGGAAAUCAUAGUCUGUCAUUCAACACUGAUUCAGAGGCAUCAUUUUCAGCGUCUUUAGAUAAUAUAUCAACUGUAAUGACAUAUGAUUUACCACCACUAUCAGCAAGAACAAUGAGUACAGGCUACCUAUCAUAUGAGCCAAAACUGGAUAGAAACUCAAUUUUUAUUGGUUUGACUAAAAGCCAAAGAGAGGAGUUGGGAGGUGUCGAAUACAGAGCUUUAAAAUUACUAUGUAAGAUUGUAUUUUGUUAUUAUUUUGGUAUUAAUCUUUUGGCAUUUGUAUUUUUAAUCCCAUGGGCAUAUUCAGCGAUGACCUACAAAAAUAUUAUUUUAGAAUUUGGUAGCAGUCCAGGGUGGUGGGCAGCUUUCACUGGAAUGAGUAGUUCAAAUAAUGUAGGACUAACAUUAACACCUAAUUCAAUGGCUUCCUUUAACACUGCACCAUAUCCGCUAAUAGUAAUUAUGUGUUUUGUUAUUCUAGGAAAUACUGGAUUUCCUAUUUUUUUAAGGUUUAUUAUUUGGGGUGCAUUAAAGAUUACACCUGAAUCUUCAAAUAGAAAGGAAAGUUUAGGAUAUCUUUUAGAUCAUCCUCGUAGAUGCUUCACAUUACUGUUUCCUAAAGCAGUGACCUGGUGGUUAUUAUUUACAUUAUUUACAUUGACAGUUUUUGAUUGGCUAUUAUUUAUUAUCUUGGAUUUGAAUAUUUCCACCUUAGAUCCGCUAUCAAAAGGCUAUAGAGUAUUGGCAGGCCUUUUCCAAGGGAUUGCAACGAGAACCCCAGGAUUUGCGUUGGUUGAUGUAAGCGUAUUACAUCCAACACUUCAAGUGACCUAUUUAUUGAUGAUGUAUAUAUCUGUGUUUCCACUAGCAAUUUCAAUAAGGAGAACAAAUGUUUAUGAAGAACAAUCAUUGGGGAUUUAUGAAAAUGAAUCAACCUCUGUUAUUGAUAGAAGUUCUUCUUUCACAUCAACCGAGUUAGAAACCCAACAAUCGUUAACUUCAUGCUCUUCUGGAGAGUGCUCAAAUACUAAAAAAUUAUCAACUAAGUCAUUCAUUGGAUCACAUAUUAGAAAGCAACUAUCUUUCGACCUCUGGUUUCUAUUUGUAGCCUUAUUUAUUGUAAGCAUUUGUGAAGGUUCUAAAAUUAGAGAUAUUGAAAGACCAUCUUUCAAUUUAUUUUCAGUAUUAUUUGAAUUGGUUAGCGCAUAUUGUACAGUUGGCAUGUCAUUAGGGUAUCCAGGCACCACACCUUCAUUCACAGGUCAAUUUUCUAAACUUUCUAAACUAGUAAUUAUUAUACUUCUUAUUAGAGGAAGACAUAGAGGUUUGCCAAACUCAAUUGAUAGAGCUAUUAUUUUACCAAGCGAAAAGCUAGAACGUUUAGAUAUUAUUGUAGAAGAGCAAUCACAAAGACAAAAACAAUUGCCCAAUUUAAAUGAUCCUGCUUCUGAAUAUGUAAAUACCAAAUAUAAAGAAGUAUUAAAAGUUCUGGAAAAUUUAAAAUUCUGGUAA
Messenger RNA from Henningerozyma blattae CBS 6284, 2928 nucleotides. Its product is annotated as potassium ion transporter. The record is from RefSeq and is a predicted model, not a curated record. The transcript has a single exon. Gene Ontology annotation, cellular component: plasma membrane. The coding region runs from base 1 to 2928 and encodes 975 amino acids. NCBI's taxonomy places the organism in Eukaryota, Fungi, Ascomycota, Saccharomycetes, Saccharomycetales, Saccharomycetaceae. Gene Ontology annotation, biological process: potassium ion import across plasma membrane; intracellular potassium ion homeostasis. Gene Ontology annotation, molecular function: high-affinity potassium ion transmembrane transporter activity.